Trichoderma harzianum CBS 226.95 is the source of this 1218-nucleotide messenger RNA. RefSeq lists its product as hypothetical. Gene Ontology annotation, biological process: transsulfuration. Gene Ontology annotation, molecular function: pyridoxal phosphate binding; carbon-sulfur lyase activity. The transcript has 2 exons. NCBI's taxonomy places the organism in Eukaryota, Fungi, Ascomycota, Sordariomycetes, Hypocreales, Hypocreaceae. The record is from RefSeq and is a predicted model, not a curated record. Gene Ontology annotation, cellular component: cytoplasm. Bases 1 to 1218 code for a protein of 405 amino acids.
AUGGGCAACGCCUCAGACGAAUACGUGCCCGACAUUGCGGCGCUGUCGCUCGCCUCCAAGGCGGUGCACGCUGAUGCUCGCAUCGACGGUCAUCCGGCCAUUGCGCCCGGCCUGCACACCAGCACCACCUUUCGGUAUCCCAACGAUCCCGAGAGGCUGAAGCCCAUUGCAGAGGUCGAUACAACUAAGCCUCUCGACUUCCACAUCUACUCGCGUCACACCAGCCCCAACAUGGCUCGCUUUGAAGCCAUCUUGACGUCCAUUCUGGGCCAGCAGGCCAUCACCUACGGAUCCGGGCUGGCUUCCUUCCACGCCAUGAUCACCCACAUCAACCCCAAGCGCGUUGCCAUUGGAGACGGCUACCACGGCUGCCACGGCAUUCUCAAGAUCUUUGAGCGCCUCAACGGCCUCAAGUCGCUGCCGCUGGAUUGUGACCUCUCGGAGCUGGGACCCGGCGAUAUCAUCCACGUCGAGACGCCCCUGAACCCCACGGGCGAGGCGCGCGACCUCAAAUACUAUGCCGACAGGGCGCACAGCGUAGGAGCGUAUCUGACUGUCGAUGCGACGUUUGCGCCGCCUCCCCUGCUGGAUCCGUUCGCCUGGGGCGCGGACAUUGUGAUGCACAGCGGCACAAAGUACAUUGGAGGACACUCGGACAUGCUGUGCGGCGUCCUGGCAGUCAACCCCAAGCAUGAGACGUGGGUGAGCGACCUGCUCGCCGACAGAUUGCUCCUGGGCUCCGUGAUUGGCAGUCUCGAGGGCUGGCUGGGCAUGCGAUCGCUACGAACCCUGGAGCUGCGCGUCAACCGACAGAGCGCCACGGCCACGGCGCUGGUAUCGUGGCUGGCGGAACAGGCCAAGGACGACAAGACGGCCGCCGGCAAGACGAUUGAGAGGAUCCAGCACGCCAGCCUGCAGCCUGAGGCUGCACAGGAGGGGAGCUGGCUGCGGCAGCAGAUGCCCAACGGCUACGGGCCCGUCUUCGCCAUCACGCUGAAGAACAAGGAGCUGGCUAAGAGGCUUCCGGGGAAGCUGGGACUGUUCCAGCACGCGACGAGCUUGGGAGGCGUGGAGAGUCUGGUUGAGUGGCGGGCCAUGACGGAUAGGACGGUGGAUCAGAGGCUGUUGAGGGUGAGCGUUGGAGUGGAAAGUUUGGAGGACUUGAAGGCGGAUCUGCAGCAGGGACUGGAGGCGUUGCUGAAGGAAGGGCUUGCUUGA